CGUGACGCUCUAUCCAGCCGACUUGACGCAUGGAACAUGCCAAGCGCCCUCUGGUUAGGGCUGCUCGCAUGCGCUGCAGGCGACGAGUGUAACAGCCUGCAGCUGUUGCAGCAUCGCCUUGACCUGGCCCCGAGUCCCGUCUGGCCGCUGAAGUACCUGCAUGUGCCAAAGUGCGGCACCUCCUUCCUGAAUGCAGUGGUCCACUUGCCCGGGGUCUGCGAUGUGGAUGCCCACUUUGGCCUGGACAAGGAGACGCUGGGCCGGCACUUUGAGAAGCACUUCUGGCGGAAGUGCGGCCAGGUGUGCAAUGCCAGCAAGUUCUCCUGCAAUCCUGCUGCCACCACCCACGAGAGCAUUGGCAGCUCCUAUGAGGCCUACAAAGGCCACUUGGUGACCAUGCUGCGGAAACCGGAGAGCCGCGUGCUGUCGGCCUACUUCGACCCGGUUUGGCGACACGGGGCCGGGACCUACAACUCAGUGUUAGAGUAUGCCCAAGGGGUCCGAGGUCUGGUUACCUGCCAGCUGACCCAGGACAAGGCUGUCGACCCGCUGCCUAAGUGCACAGAUCUGAAGGAGGCAGACGCCCAUGAAGCAGCACGACGCUUACGCGAAGGUUUUGUCUUCGUGGGGCUCGUGGAGGAGUGGGACUUGUCCAUCUGCCUCUUCCACAAGAUGCUGGGAGGAGAUUGCCUCUUCUCCGAGUUCGAAAACACCAGACAGAACCCGAACGAGUACAACACCUCGGAGCUUCAGGGAUUCAACGACACCUUGGAUGGCAUCGUCUACCAAGAGGCGCGGAGCAUCUUUCAACGAAACCUCAAGCUCUACGGCGUGUCAAAUGAGAGCUGCCAGCCCUGCUUCCAGCGCGCACAGCUUACGGCGGACCUUGAGAUCCUGCGAGUUCGCGGCUUCGCACGCCCCCUGCCACUGGACUUGGCGCCCUUUGCCGUGGUGCUGCUGAGCCUUCUGAGCGCAUAAGAUAGGGCUGAGCUGGGACAAAACUUGUUUUGCUUCUUGGCUUGGCUUAAUGGAUUGUUUGG
Messenger RNA from Effrenium voratum, 1040 nucleotides. The record is from the annotation of a GenBank genome assembly. Lineage: Eukaryota; Dinophyceae; Suessiales; Symbiodiniaceae.